Molecule: messenger RNA, 562 nt
Organism: Dermochelys coriacea (leatherback sea turtle)
Lineage: Eukaryota; Metazoa; Chordata; Testudines; Dermochelyidae
Product: 40S ribosomal protein S10-like
Exons: 1
Coding region: 76-459 (127 amino acids)
Cellular component (GO): cytosolic small ribosomal subunit
Molecular function (GO): RNA binding; structural constituent of ribosome
Source: RefSeq, a predicted model, not a curated record
GCUUACUGCUACCGCCAUGAUGUUGAUGCCCAAGAAGAACCGGACUGCCAUCUACGAACUCCUUUUUAAGGAGGGAUGAUGGUGGCCAAGAAAGAUGUUCACAUACCUAAACACCCAGAGCUGGAAGACAAGAAUGUGCCCAACCUCCAUGUCAUGAAAGCCAUGCAGUCACUGAAAUCGUGUGGCUAUGUGAAGGAGAAGUUUGAUUGGAGGCACUUUUACUGGUAUCUGACCAACGAGGGUAUCCAGUAUUUGCAUGAUUAUCUUCAUCUACCCCCCGAGAUUGUGCUCGUCACCCUGUGCUAUAGCCGCCCUGACAGACCACGGCCCAAAGGUCUGGAAGGUGAACACCCUGCUCGUCUUACUCGGGGAGAGGCUGACAGAGAUACCUACAGACGCAGUACCGCUCCACUUGGUGCUGACAUAAAGGCUGAGGCUGGUGCUGGAGCAGCUACUUAAUUCCAGUUUAGAGGUGGAUUCAGUUGUGGAUGUGGUCAGCCUCAUCAAUAGAAUUCUCUGGUCAUGUUUUUGUGUAUAAUAAAAUAGGUGAAAAUCUCAAAAA